Messenger RNA from Chelonus insularis, 1440 nucleotides. It is a transcript of the gene Tsp2A, whose product is annotated as tetraspanin 2A. The transcript is spliced from 5 exons. Lineage: Eukaryota; Metazoa; Arthropoda; Insecta; Hymenoptera; Braconidae. The record is from RefSeq and is a predicted model, not a curated record. Gene Ontology annotation, cellular component: plasma membrane. Bases 344 to 1075 code for a protein of 243 amino acids.
GUUAAAAUCAAAGAAUGUAUUUCAUCUUUUGCUGUUUUCUACAUGAUGAGAUUAGAUAAAAAAAUUAAGAGUGAUAUGAAUCAUAGAUAACAAUAAUGGAAAUACAUAAGGCUGAGAUUAAUGCUACGGUGAAUACAACCAUGGAAAUUUCAUUGUAUACAUCUAGGGCGUGCUUAUCCUGUUAUCUUGUAUUUGUUAGCGAUAAAGUUUUAACGAAAGCUUAGUGCUGAUGAAGCAUCAGGUACAAUUCAACCUGUUCAUUUAAUCUCAUGAAAAGAAUUUGAAUCAAUUAAUUCAAAGAUAUAUUGUGAUUUUAAAAACUCUAUACGGUUUAUUUUAUUAAAUGAUGGUGACAAAAAAAAAUCUUGCAGCAGUGCUGGAGAGCCAGAUUGGGUGUGUUAAAUAUACAAUAUUUUCUUUAAAUGCUGUAUUAUGGAUUUUGGGAGGAGGCAUGUUUGGAUUAGCAGUUUGGCUACGAGUGGAACCAGGAUUUCAAGAAUGGGUUGAAAUGCUAAAUAUGAGUGAUUAUUAUACGGGAAUUUAUAUCUUAAUUGUUACAUCAAUUGCUGUAAUGGUUCUUGCUUUUUAUGGAUCUGCUGCUGCUCUUAUGGAACAUACUCUACUUUUAUAUAUUAAUAUUGGUCUCCAAGUUCUUUUUUUCAUUCUUGGGUUGGCUGGGGCUGCGGUGCUCUUAGAUUACUCAACAUAUGAUAGUCAGAUUCAACCGAUUAUUCAUCGGUCUAUGACUACACUCAUUAUGAACUCUCAUCAACCGCGAGCUUCACAAAUUCUAAAAAUAAUUCAAGAAAACAUUGGUUGCUGUGGAGCAAGUGGGCCCAUGGAUUACCUCGAUCUUCUAAAGCCCCUUCCUACUGAGUGUCGUGAUACUGUAACCGGUAAUGCCUUCUUCCACGGCUGUGUCGAUGAAUUAACCUGGUUCCUCGAGUCAAGAUCUGGAUGGCUUGCUGGUCUUGCUCUUGCACUCUGCAUGUUACACGUGGUGCAGGCAUCUUUAUCAUUGAUUCUUAUCCAAGCAAAACAGAAGGAAGAUGAGGCAGUAAUUUACAAGCGUUAAGGAAAUUUUUUUAUUUAUUAAGUAAUGUGAAGUUCAACAUUUUAAUUUCUAUAAACUCAAGAAAUGGUACUGAUUCCUCAAUAGAUUAAUUUUUUACCAGAGGAUGUUAACAGAGAAUGAAAGAAUGUUACUUAUUUAAUAUGCUAAACCACAAGAUCACCUAAAACAACUUUUAGUGUAAUUAUAAUCUUUUUAUUAAAAAAAAUUAUAAUGAUAAAAUUAAUCAUCAUUAUUACAUUAAAUUUGAAUCGAAGUAUUUUGAUGACAUUUGUAUGUUUGUAUGGAUUAGUAUUUUUGUUAUUGCUAUUAUUAGAAUUAUAUUAAUUAUUUAUAAAAAUUUUAUAAUGUAUUUAAUGCCGUUUUUC